CUGUAAUGACGUAGACCUCGAAUCUGAUGACGUUCCCCACAUCCCAGUGUCGCGGGUAACUGUAGUUUGAAAUGACAUGACAACCUUAGCACAACCAACAAUUUGCUGAACAUGGGGAUUCCUGGCAUUGUACCAGCUCGAUUCCUGACACUGAUUGCACACCUUGUCAUUACGUGGAUAAUUUUCUGGUCAAGGGGUGAUAAUAUUCUAGCAUGCUUGCCACAGUCUUACAGCCAAGAUGAGUACAAUCGCAAAGACAUGCAACUCGUCGUUGGACUGUCAGUUUCUUUAGGUCUCAUUGCAGUGGAACUCGUUGGAUUCUUCACAGGGAUUUCCAUGUUCAUGCCAACUGUUGCUCUCGUCUCAAUAGCAUCCCACGCAAGCGGCUCCAUAGCUCUUGCUUACUUCAUAUUUGAUGUAUGGGAUUGUGAUCUCUACUGGUGGGUCUUCUCGUUCUGCAGCUGCACACCUGCAUUGUUGGAGAUUUCUACCGCCUUUGCUGUGAUCGUUCUCAAAAAAGGCUUGUAAUCAGGGAGAGUUCAUCGUUUUGAAACUGGUUUCUAUUUUCCCUGUUCUGAUCGUCUGAUUUCUAGGCGUGUCCACCUCCAUUCUCGGCCCACUUGCAAACCCAGCCGGGCUGAGCCAUGAUGUAGUUUCCAUGUGAGAUGCAGCAUAGAUCAAAGCAAUGUACUAGAUGCUAAGCAUUUCCAGAAAAGUUGGCUAUAACACACGAGAUAUGCCGAAACCCACUGUGCUUAUAUAACCAAUGUGCCCCCACAUGGUACAUGUGUAAACCAGUAUUACAUGUCCACAUGUGUUAACAUGUAAUAAAGGCAAAUAUAGAUUAGUGUGUAGGAGCCCUGGUGGUAUUUGUAUCUGUAGAGUCCGUAUUGUGCAGUGGUACCAUGCAGCCUAAAAAUUUCAUUUUUUUUACGAGAGCUCUUUCUUGAUUUUGUAUGAAAAAAAGAGCUCUCGUAAUAUUUUUA
Priapulus caudatus is the source of this 986-nucleotide messenger RNA. Its product is annotated as transmembrane protein 107-like. NCBI's taxonomy places the organism in Eukaryota, Metazoa, Priapulida, Priapulimorpha, Priapulimorphida, Priapulidae. The record is from RefSeq and is a predicted model, not a curated record. Gene Ontology annotation, biological process: protein localization to ciliary transition zone; non-motile cilium assembly. Gene Ontology annotation, cellular component: MKS complex. Bases 112 to 528 code for a protein of 138 amino acids. The transcript has 5 exons.